Molecule: messenger RNA, 1976 nt
Organism: Caenorhabditis sp. 36 PRJEB53466
Lineage: Eukaryota; Metazoa; Nematoda; Chromadorea; Rhabditida; Rhabditidae
Source: the annotation of a GenBank genome assembly
AUGUUCCUCAUUCUUUUGUUCACCACUCUUUUCGCGAUGGCUCUAGUUCAUCAGUGGAAGGCGAGAAAACAACUUCCGAAAGGUUUGAAGAGACUUUUCGAUGAAAAGCGUUUCAGAUUCUUUUCAGGCCCUUACCCACUUCCAUUUCUCGGAAAUCUCCCUCAACUUCUAUACCAUUGCUGGCGUCGAGGGGGUCUUGUCGGAGGAUACGCCGAAAUUGAGAAAGUGUACGGGAAAGUGUACACUCUGUGGAUCGGCCCGUUGCCUACCGUAUUCAUUUCCGACUAUGAAGUGGCACACGAGACACACGUCAAGCGGGCGAACGUGUUCGGAACGAGAUACGCUCCCGGACUCAUGAACUACAUUCGAAUGGACCGCGGGCUCGUCUCGUCGAAUGGGCAUUUGUGGCAGGAACAUCGGAGAUUCGCGUUGACGACGUUGAGGAACUUUGGCUUCGGCAGGAAUAUUAUGGAAGCGAGGAUCAUGGAGGAGUACAGAUAUCGGUGAGUGCAGACUGCUUUGGAUCUACAGUAACCCCCCGCGCGCCCAGAUUCUCCGACUACUCUCAUUCGCCCGUGAACAACAACAAUAGCAAGUGGUCGGGUAGUUUCCAAACGCAUGCUCGCUCAUUUUUCGAUCUUCUGACCGGCAGUGUCAUCAACAAAGUGCUUAUUAAUGAGCGCUUUGAAAAGGUGCCAAGCGCCUCCGCUGCCGUCGUUUCGAGAUUCUGUUUUUCAGGACGACGCCGUAUUCGAUCAACUGAAGACCAACCUGUCGGCUGGAUUCGAGAACACCGGCUUCUUGGACAUCUUCUGUCCCGUCGAGAUUCUGAUGUCACGCCUUCUCAAGUGGAGACAAGACAAGAUAUUCGCGCCGUUCGACUGGAUUUACGCACUUUGCAAGCGGAACAUUGCUGAGAGAGUCGCUCGGAUCGAGUCCGGAGACCACGUGCUUCACGGCGAGCCGGACGACUUUUUGGAUGCGUAUCUGAUGAAGAUGGAGAGGGACGAGAGGGAGGGUCUCGAGUCGAGUUUCACGUAAAUUCAACACGAAAAAGCAAAUUUUGUCCAUGCGCACUUGCCACUUUCAGACUAGAAAACCUUGCGGUAGACUUGUACGACUUGUGGUUGGCCGGUCAGGAGACAACUUCGACGACUCUGACGUGGGCGUGCGCCUGUCUUCUCAACUAUCCGGAUGUGAUUCGGAAGACGAGAGAAGAGCUGAUCCAUGUGACGGGCGGGAAUCGGUCCCUUUCGUUGACUGACAAGAAGGACACUCCCUACUUGUCGGCUGUUAUAAAUGUACCGUAAGCACUGCAAUAGAAUGGCAUCCCAAUGUGGUCCGUUCAAGGCUAUGUAUCUUAGCUGCCAUUGGAGAUAUUAAAAAGUGAUCAACUGAUAAAAUGUACACCAUGUUUCAAUGAACAAUGUGCCAGUUGACAACUUUUGAUAUCUCUACAGAAAACUGAGAUAAAUCCUUGUGAAUAGAGGCGAAUGUGGUGAACGAAAGUCUCGGUUGCAGGAAGUACAAAGAGUCGCGUCGAUUCUGAAUGUCAACCUCUUCCGGAUAAUCAACGAAGACACCGAAAUCGACGGUCAGCCGCUGCGGGCCGGAACCGCCGUCACCGCGCACAUCGGAAUGAUCCACGUGGACGAGGAGCUGUUCCGAAAUCACACCGAAUUCCGGCCCGAACGAUUCACCGAGCAGGAGGGUCUCGACAAGAAGCUGAUCCCGUUCGGAAUCGGAAAACGCGCGUGUCUCGGAGAGUCUCUCGCCAGAGCCGAACUCUAUUUGGUUUGUUUAGUAACGGAAAGCCGUGAGGGAUUAGUGUACAAUUUCAGGUGAUGGGAAACAUGAUACUCGAUUUCGACAUGGAGCCAGUGGGGGAGACGCCGAAAAUCGAGACGAGCACUCCGUUCGGACUCUUGAAACGCUCGCCUCACUUUGAAAUCAAAUUCAUUCCCGUUGUGCAUUGA